CCCUCAUCAACAGCUUCAGUAAGCAAAGCAUAUGCGAUCUAUUCUAUCAAUUGAGCCUCAAUUGCCGCGAAUUCAUUGUUUCCGUCUCCUGUUAUCCAAAUAUCUACCCGUUACCACCCUAUACCUCUGUGUCUGUCGGAGCUUAUAACCCCCGAUGGACCGAUCCCUAUCAACAUCCCAUCAUGAGGUCACGCCCAACCUCAAAAUCUGGAGCUGUGUAACCUGUCGUCGUCGCAAGAUCCGCUGCGAUAGAAAAGAGCCAUGCAACAAUUGUACAAAAAACAAAAUCGACUGCCAUUUCCCCGUGACGGGUCGUAUACCGAGACGAACUCGCGAUGCCAAGACUCCAGCUCAGAAGCAAUCUGAAUUGCUCAGUCGUCUUCGUCGUCUCGAGUCAGUCGUUACUGAACUCGCGGCGCAGGUUGAGGAUGAAAAUGGGGCCAAGACUAUGGGUCAGAUAACAGUGGAUAAGGAGCCUACAGAGUCUUCAUGGGCUACGUCAUCUGGCAGUUUGGAUCAUCAGACUUCGGAGUUUGAUGAGGAUUUUGGUAGGCUUGUUGUUGACAAGGACGGUGGACUUCACGUUGGAAAUCGCUUUUGGACGGUAUUUUGCAGCGAGGUAGACAAUAUACUUCAAGCUGUACACGACGUUGCAGAUAUCUCGGAAACCCCAAGUAACUCAAUCAUGGCAGAGCCCACCAGCAAUGGGACUCCGGCUCCUCUAAGUCAUCUUGGCUUUGUCUUUGGCAGCGCAGAGUUCGCGAAAGCGUUAGAUGGGCUCAACCCUAUGCCCUCUCAGAUGCUCUUUAUAUGGCAGACAUAUGUCGAAAAUGUUGACCCUUUCAUCAAGGUCCUUCAUACUCCAGCGAUUGAGAAUAUUGUCAAACAAUUAAAAGGCAACUUUAGCUCCUGUGGCCACAAUGUAGAAGCCCUGUUGUUUGCGAUAUGCUUAGCGGCCAUUGCGUCCAUGGACGAAAAGACAGUCUCGUUCAACUUCAACACACCCAGAGAACAACUGCUGCAGCGGUAUCAAUUCGGUACUGAACAAGCACUCUCUCGUGCCAACUUUCUUACUACAAAAGACAUCACUGUCCUUCAAGCCCUGGUCAUAUACCUAUCGCUGCUACCAAACAUUGGGGCUCAAGAUAAAGUAUGGCCACUGACAGGUUUGCUCCUCAGGCUAGCAAAGUCAGUAUGCCUUCAUCGCGAGGGCGACCCACAUCAGUACAAUCAGCUUGAGAGGGAGAUCAGACGUCGGCUCUGGUGGCACAUCUGCUUCAUCGAUUCCAGUAGUCGACGGGCUGACGCUCAAGACCUGUCAAUCACCCCAGCGUCCUUCAGCACAGGUCUCCCUACAAACUCAAACGAUGUCGAUCUGGACAGCUCAACCACUCAGAUCCCAAAUCCUAAUCAAGGAUCAACUGGUGUGACACUCUGUCUCAUCCGCUGCGAGCUGUGGUAUCUCACACAAGCCAUCCGCGCCGAUACAACCGAUUCUCUAGAGACCCGCCUCGGCCUCUUAAACGCCCUGAGGCAAAAAGUCGAGAAGACUUACUUCCAGCAUCUACAGCCCAACCAACCAUGGGACUCCUUCAUCAGGACGAUGACAACCCUGUUCUUUGCCAAAGUUGAACUGGUUAUUCGACGACGAUCCAAAACUCUCCCUGCAGCGGAUGAGCUAUUGACCCCAUCUAUCACAGUCACCAAAGCAGUGCAGUCUCUCAAAUCAGAACCCGCGUGGGUAAAGUGGCGCUGGCAGUUACAAGGACAAAUGCCAUGGCAUGCAAUGGGUGUCUACCUCCGUCAAGCAUCUCGACUCCCUUGGACACGAGAACUAGAAGAAGCAUGGGGCGCAACUACAGCUUUGAAAGAAGGAGUCACAGAAGAAAUGAAGACGGGAUCACUGUGGAGGUCUCUCAUGCAGCUGUUCUCGGAAGCUGAACAGCAUCGUGAAAUGGAGCUUAAGCGUCAAGGAGCAAAUGCCAAACAUACCCGAGAGAAGGGAGACCGUGUGAACUCGGAUGUCCAGCAAAUGCUCAACAACGCUGAGAACAUGUCAAACGAGAUCCCUGUUAAUCAUCCUCUAAUUGAUACAUCGACAUUUGACUCGUCUCUACAUAUAUCUCCGCCAGCAGACAAUGGGGCUCUCUCCGUGGAACGUCUGUCAACGAGUCUAGGUACAGCGGCUGAUGAUCUUCCUUCAUGGGUUGAAGCAGGAGGUGACAUGAACUUUGGUCAAGGCCAAAAUUUCGGAAACUCGUCAUCUGAUGGAACCGCUGAUGGAGUGGAUUGGGAGGCCUUGAUGGAUCUAGAUGAAACGUGGAAUUGGGACUUCCUGUAGACCACAGUAGAUUCCUUUGGCGGGCAACGGUGAACAAACUUGUUCAUUCAGACUUUAGACACUUUCAAGUAUACGAGAAUAAUGAUUCCCUGUUUUCUCUUUGCAUUCCUUGCAUACGCUCAUGAAGAAGACGAGCUCACUCAACCUGCUGAGUUCCGGCCUUUCGUUGCGAUGCAUUCCCAUCUUCGAUAGAAGGUCACAAAAGUUGCCUUUCGCAAAGAGUUUAGAGAUUGUUGAGCUGAGUUAUCAAAAACAAAUACUACAGUGCUAUGACUCCUUAAAAUCCCUGGUUAGUUGCUUUUACGAGCCGUACAAUGAACCGUUGCUGGUGACAUUCCGCGAUUCACAUACCCAGCUCCCAUCACACGCACUAUUGAAUGAGAGGGUAUGUCUCUAUUCGGAAUAGAAACAUUUCUUUUGUUAAUAAGCGGCAAAUUGGCACUCGACAGUGGACUUUGUAAGAUUCUAUGUAGGACAGCCUGCAGCUUUACAUCCCUUGGCUUAACGACCAGUGGCAUCUGUCACACAUCAUUCUCAACAUUCAAACGUACAAAGAGGAUGCGACGUAAAAUACAAGCAAUUAAGAACAUAUCAAGUGCAUGAUCUACUACCAGGAACAAAGCGUUCCUGGAUCCUUUAGUUAGAUCUCAACAGCCUCAACUCCAUCAAAG
Fusarium odoratissimum NRRL 54006 is the source of this 3012-nucleotide messenger RNA. RefSeq lists its product as uncharacterized. The coding region runs from base 155 to 2341 and encodes 728 amino acids. Gene Ontology annotation, molecular function: zinc ion binding; DNA-binding transcription factor activity, RNA polymerase II-specific; DNA binding. The transcript is spliced from 2 exons. The record is from RefSeq and is a predicted model, not a curated record. Lineage: Eukaryota; Fungi; Ascomycota; Sordariomycetes; Hypocreales; Nectriaceae. Gene Ontology annotation, biological process: DNA-templated transcription; regulation of DNA-templated transcription.